Eleginops maclovinus (Patagonian blennie) is the source of this 7231-nucleotide messenger RNA. RefSeq names its product phagosome assembly factor 1 (gene phaf1). The transcript has 16 exons. NCBI's taxonomy places the organism in Eukaryota, Metazoa, Chordata, Actinopteri, Perciformes, Eleginopidae. Gene Ontology annotation, cellular component: dendrite; trans-Golgi network; synaptic vesicle membrane. Gene Ontology annotation, biological process: Golgi to plasma membrane protein transport. Bases 1133 to 2413 code for a protein of 426 amino acids. The record is from RefSeq and is a predicted model, not a curated record.
GAUCCUGCUGACUGUUGUUGAUGCCUGAAGUUGCUGUUGUUGGGGCGCUGUGUUGCUCUUAUUUGCUCCUGACAUUGAACACAUUUUAAACCCGAGCAAGGGACACGCCGGGCAUUUAGCAUUAACCGUCGGACGAGCUUCUAAUUGACAAGGGAAGCGUCUCGCAGCGAAGACUUUGAAUUUGCGCACUAGCUGCUGAAAAGCUAGCACCAAAGCGUGAAGCUCGGGUGAGAGGAAGAAAGAAAGACAGUCGACAGCUCUACGUGCUUUGUUUACGUCGUGCCAGUCUGAAUCGCAAUCUUUUUUUUUCUUUGUCUUGAAUGUGGAUUUUGUUUCCUCACGUAGACUAUUUACGUGUAUACUUCAUUACCUGUACACUAAUGGCAGCUAGCUCAUCAGCUAACGUUAGCUCAUAGCGCAAAGAAACAGUGUUGUUGUCGAGCGCCGAUGCUUUCGUAACCGCCCGCCUGUGACAGAUAACAACAGCAAACACUGACAAUAUUCAGGCCCAGAGAAACUGUUGUCGUGCCUCUAUUUUCCAGCUUUUUGGCCCUGAAUCAGGUGAUGUGUUGGAGUCACAGGGCAGCACGGUAACCAGACAAGUGGAUGUUAAAUAAGAGCCCUUAGCAGAUCUUUGUGAUUAAUGAACACGUCUGUAUUAGCUGUUUAUUUAUUCCCGGUUUCGAGGGGAUUGAGAUUUUUUUUAUCCGUAUCGAUUUUAAGCCACGCCAACAAGUAAUAGGUAAACUGUCAGCUGGCCUUGUUCAUUUAAGGUUGCCUGGCAGGUUGCGUAAUUUGUUUUCGUACAAGCUGUCAGUCUUUGCUGGGUGACUUUUUUUUUUCUUCAAACUUAUGCAUUUAUUACGUGGCUCUGUGGAUGUCACUUUAAAUAUUAAAAACACUUGUGUCACUUAUGACGUGUGAGCAAGUGACCACUUUCUACCAUAUAUGUAUUAGUUGUUUGAUGCUCAGAUUUAGAACAAAAUACUCAAUAUAGUUAUGAAUUAGAGUAGACAUCUUAAAUUAUUGUGAGACUGUUUUGUGAUCAGGGAGAGACAGGCGAGGAAAAAGGGUACCUCAUAGGGGCCCAUUGUGUCUUGAGGUGAGGUGAGCUGCCCCCCACUACUUGCCAAUGCUGGAUCUGGAGGUGGUGCCUGAGAGAUCACUAGGAAAUGAGCAAUGGGAAUUUGCCUUAGGGAUGCCAUUGGCCCAGGCCAUCUCUAUUCUGCAGAAACACUGCCGCAUCAUCAAAAAUGUCCAGGUGCUAUACAGUGAACAGACACCACUCAGCCAUGACCUCAUACUGAAUUUGACUCAGGAUGGGAUUAAACUGCUGUUUGAUGCCACAAAUCAGAGACUCAAGGUGAUUGAAGUGUAUGACCUGAGCAAAGUCAAGUUGAAAUAUUGUGGAGUCCAUUUCAACUCUCAGGCCAUUGCCCCCACAAUAGAGCAAAUUGACCAGUCAUUUGGAGCUACGCACCCUGGAGUUUACAAUGCUGCAGAGCAGUUGUUCCAUCUCAACUUUCGAGGCCUGUCCUUCUCCUUCCAACUGGACUCGUGGAAUGAAGCUCCAAAAUACGAGCCUAACUUUGCCAUGGGUUUGGCCUCCCUGCAGAUUCCACAUGGGGCCAUGGUCAAGAGGAUGCACAUAUACACUGGCAACAACCUGCAAGAAACAAGAGCUCCAGCGAUGCCGUUGGCUUGUUUCCUUGGCAACAUCUUUGCAGAGUGUGUAGAUGUCCUGAGAGACCGGGCAGGAGCGUUGGGGCUCAAACUCCGCCUUCUCACUGCAGGCUGUGGUCCAGGUGGGAUGGCAGAUUCCAAAGUGAGGUCCAUAGAAAGGUGCAUCUACUUUGGAGAUUCCUGUCAGGAUGUACUGGGUGCUCUGGGCUCACCCCAUAAAGUCUUCUACAAGUCUGAGGACAAGAUGAAGAUCCACUCUCCGUCUCCACACAAGCAGGUUCCUUCCAAAUGUAACGACUACUACUUCAACUACUUCACCCUCGGAGUGGAUAUCCUGUUUGACUCUACAAAUCACCUGGUUAAGAAGUUUGUCCUUCAUACCAACUUCCCCGGACAUUACAACUUCAAUAUCUAUCAUCGAUGUGACUUUAAGAUUCCUCUAGUCAUUAAGAAAGGAGCUGAUCCCCAGACAGAGGACUGCACCUUAACCACCUACAACAAGUGGGACCAGAUUCAGGAACUGCUCGGCCACCCAAUGGAAAAACCGGUAGUGCUCCACAGGUCCUCAUCUGCUAAUAACACCAACCCCUUCGGCUCUACAUUCUGCUUCGGACUGCAGAGGAUGAUCUUUGAGGUGAUGCAGAAUAACCACAUAGCAUCGGUGACCCUCUACGGCGCUCCACGGAGUGCUACUAAAGCCCGACCUGAGGCCAGUAGUAGUUCCCACUGAACAAGAAACCAGAACCACAUCCCAUUCUGGCCUGUCCUGAAAUCUAUUACCUCUGCUGACUGAACCUCUAACCCAGAGCCAGAUUCUUAACCAAGCAGACCUAACCCAGAACAACAAAGCAUUUCAUACCCAGCUCAGAUGUUACUCAUUGAACGGAAACGCAACCAGAACCUAGAACGUCUAAAAUCCUGGAGGGUCCUACUUUCUCUUCCAAUCAGACACAUCCAGUCGGCACAGUCUACUCAACCCAGACUAUUUAGGAUCUAGCUGCAUGGUCGCAGUGCUGGACCACUGAUGCAUUGAAAUGAAACUGAUGAAAAUAUGUCUUGGUUUGAAUAUGCCUGUGGUGCUGCAAACUGGUGAAGAAAUCCUGUUUCCAUCCAGCGACUGAGUUUGCCCAGGACCGCAGAAGAAGAGUUUAUACCGACUGAAAAUUGGAUGGCAUGCAAAGGGCAGCCUGUUGACAUAACCUCCAUAACAUUGUGGCGAGAUGACCUGCAUUUAAUUAUCAUCUGCAACAAAUCUCUAUGGAAACUGCUGUGGCCAAAGUCUUGAAACAAACUCGUGCUUGACCCACUAAACAAACAUCAACACUGCCAGCUUUAUUGAGUACCGCCUGUCUUCCUCCCGAGACUUCACAACCAGGCUUGGCUCCAACCCUUAACGCAUUUAAAACCAGAAGAAACAGAGACAUCAGCCAAUUGCAUCGGAAGCUGCAGAUCACUGUUACCAAAAAACUGGAGGAAAAAAAAGCAACCAUGAAAAGAGAGGAAGAGGAGAACCAAACACACUCAGGGGUGUGGAGAGACAUGUGGCCCAGAACACGCCCACAACAGAUGUGAAGCCUCUCGAAGCAGAACCAUCCUAACAUCAGCGCCAACGGCUCCCUAGUCCACUUUCCUACACACUCUUCCUCCAGCUGUAUUCAGUGGUGCCCGCACACACACAAACAGACACACACACUGGCUUGUCUCCUUGCUCAAACACUCACAUGAAUGGGCCACUUGCAUGUGUAACGCUGGUUGUUUUUUUCAAGUUGACAUUUCAACACACAUCAUUUCAGUCCCCUCACCACUAUACGUGUGCACUCCUAACACAUAAAAGCUGGUUUAUCUUUUAUAGCCUUUUGACCGCAAGACAAACACGGAGACGUGCAGGCAUGGCACGAGGAUUUGCAUGAACUUGCUUUUGAACGAGAGGAAACUUAUUAUAAGCACAACUGGCACCCCGUUUGUUGAGUUUCUAUGAUCCUGCAUGUUGUUAGGGGUAAAGACAGAGAUAUCUCUCCCCGCCACGCUUCACUCGUUCACACCACAACCAUUUUCCUUUUUUACAUUUGCACUACCACACACUGUAUUACUUGAUUGGUUGAUUGGGCCCUAUCCUCAUUGACGGUUGGUGGAGACAUUUGGAGAGAUAGCGGUGUGUGUGUGUGUGUGUGUGUUUAUUUCUGCACAAGAUCCGUCCUCUCAUUUACUUUGUGUUACUUUCCUCCCUGUUACUUCAUUUCGACAUCCUCACACUGCAAUUCAUCCCUCAGCAAUUAUUUCUUUGUUGAAUUGCCAAAUGCUACAGCCAAAGAAGUUUCAGGAAGAUUUCAAUUGCUGACAUUUUCACUGUAGUCCUCGUCCUAAGGGGAGAGACACGUGUUGGCAGUCUCCUUUCUCUUGUGUCAAAACUGCACAUCAAAGUCUAAAUUAAUUUCCUGGUAUCAGUGACAAUAAUUACAAGGUAUGUAAAAAGCUGACUUGUGUAUGUGUGUACUCGGAGACCAAUCAGUCUGUCUUUCAUCUGGAUUUGGUUACACAGACACAUUAACAAUACUAGCAACUAAAACUUGGGUAUUGUUGUAAUUGUUGUCAGAGCUGUACUUUAAAGAUCAACCUUUAUUUCUCUGGGAAUUCACUACGUUGGAACCCAUAGAGGAAAUGGGAAAGAACACAAGUCAUUCCGUCAUCAUAACAUUUGUUUCCCUCCCAAUGUCUGAAUUCAAAAUGUUUUUUUAAUCAUAAGCAUUUGGAAUAAACUGUGUAUUAGUUUGAAUACACAUAUUCUCUGUUUUUCUUGUCCAUUCAUACAAAAGCAAUUUAGUUUAUUUCCACUAUUGCUGAAUUUAUUAUUGCUUGUAUUGACAUGUGUGAAGGCAUUAGAGCCCCUGUACAUGAAGACAUGUUGCAGAUGGGAGAAUAAAAUGCAGUCGGCUGCUUGGAGGUGUUAUAUAGUAUUUUAUCAGAGCGAGUCACAUUUAUUUUGUCAGUAUGUCAUGGGGUACAUGGAGAAGCUUGGAGAUUUAACAUUCAAACUGGCUCCACUGUGGUGUUUUGUUUCAUAUUCAUUACUCUUCUACAUGUCUGAACUUCUGUAUUGUUAUGAUAGGAUCUAAAGGUUUUACCAUUUGUAGCCUUUAUUUACAGUAGGCUACCUUGUUUGUGGGUCUCUGGAUAGAUUUCCUGUGAGUUUUCUUUCUGUAUGAAUGACCAUGAGAAAUAGAAGUAGAAUAAAUGAAUUCAUGUGCAGUGUAAUUCCAGUUAUUCAGGCUGUUUUAUUUUCUGUAUCCUGGCCCUGGUUAUUGGAGUUGAUGUACAAAUGCUGUAAAUACUUGUGUGCUGUUAUUCCAGUGUCCUGUUAUUUACAUGACCUAAAUGGCUACUUGGCAUACACACAACUGACUCUGACAGGCACUGGCUGAGUGCUUUAUUUUCCCCCUGUCAUUCUGAUUAGACUUUAACUCAGUAGGAUACAUCUGCUCAUGGCUGACUCAUUGACACUGAGAUUUUUAUUUUUUAAUUCCUGACAUUGAACAUUUUCCUGGUACGAUGCUAAGUUGGCACGUACACAGAUUUCAUGUCCAUGUUGGAUCCACCUGGAUGGCAUAAAACUAAAUGUUUGCAGGGAAAACAAUUAUCCUUUUUUACAUUUGGACUAGAUUAUAGCUUCGUAUGAGAUGUCUUUGUAUAGUGGACAGAUCUGAUUUGGAAUCUAGCAUUGGCAUGUUGCUAGAGUUAAAGUGUACUUGUUUACACUAGAAAAACAAACAUCUCUUGCUAUAGCCAGACCCCCUUCCUAAAUUAGGUAUUGUGGUUGUGGAAGCAGGAGACUCUGUUUCUAAAACUGGUAUCACAAGCUAGGGUAAUGUUUCAGGACAAAUGGUAACACAAACUAGUUUUCUCAAAAAGCUCCCAAAUUUAGAUUGUCAUAGAGCAAUGGCUGUCCAGCAGUGUCUGACGAACCUUGACAUUUCCUUUUUCUGUCCUAGUUCAUCUAUAGUCAUGGAUAGAACAUCAUGUGUAUAUAAUUAUGGUGAUACAACUUGCUUUUGUGCAAAUACACAAAGAAAAUCAAGAAAAACACAAAACUGUUGAACAUUGUGCCUCAUCUCCCACCGAGCCUGUCUUUGACUUAUGUCUCUAUCUCCUUUGUACAGAUCAUGUUGUACAUACAGUUUAAGUAUGCAUUUGAGCUGCAUCUUUGUACGUAUGUGUGCGUGUCACUGAGCAUUAGCAACAUGCUGACAUGCUAUUAUGGCCGUCUGUUGUUUUAGUUUACCUGUUAGAGAGUGAAAUGUUGGGUUGGUUGGAUGGGAUUUUGAGUUAUUUUUGUUGUUGUUUUUUUGACCAAGGUUUUUGUUGUGUUUUUUUAUGUGGUAUGUGUGUUUAUAAUUACACCUGUACCCAGAAUAAUGUGAAAACGUUUUGAACCCCUGAAUGUUCAUCUUAGGUACUCUGGAAUACAUGAUUUGAGCAACACAUUUCUGCAAGGAAAACAGGAUUUUAAUUAGAAACAUUCCUUGUCUUCCACCAUAUAUUGGUCUUUGCUCAAAAAAUUGCAGAGCUAAUUUGAGUUUAGGAAAGUGAUUGCUUCUAAGAUGAUAUAAAACUACUUCAAAGAAGGGGCAGGCAUGAAUGAAACAAGAAUAUCCUGAGGGGAAACGUACAUGUUUUGAGUAAACUUUGCUCAGCACAAAAAUAUAGAAUCCACUUAUACAAGACAAAUCUCCUACAUCGUGCAUUUUUGGUUAACCCAGUGAUGUGAGCUGCAUCGUUGCCGAGAGGAGCUAUAGGGAGGGUGCUAGGUAAUGAAUCUCAUCACAAACUCAGGUGGUCAUCGCAUUCUUGUUUUUCUAAAUGUUUUAAGAUAGAAAAACAAGUGGAAACUUGAAACUGGAGGUCUGUGUGGCUUUAAAAGUACACAUUUUUCGCUCUUUAUUCUUUAUUUGUUUUGCAGGAAUGAAUGAUUGUUAAACUUUGUAUUGCACAGCUUCAGUUCAGUGUAAUGAUAAUCUCAUAUAACGCUUUGUGUUGCCUGUUCUUGGUGUCAGAUGUUUGCUUGUCCAUCUUGCUUUUUUCUCAUGACAAUAUUUUUUGUUGAUUCAGUGAAUUUGAAGCCCAUUUCUGGAAACGGGUCAGCUAAUUAAACUUUGUGAAACUCAUUGGAAUGUGGCGUUUUAUAUUUUGAAUACUAUAGCUUAAGUAGGUAGAAACAAGAUGAUUUAUUUAGCAUGUCCUCUGAUAAAAGGCAAUAACAAUACCAUGUAGUGCAAACGGAAGGAUAAGGCUGACUGAAAGCUUCUCCUAAGCAAAUUACUUUGUACUGCGUUUGAUGGCGUUAGUUGAGAUAAGAUAAAAUAAGAUGAACCUUUGUUAACCCCUUGUUAAAGGGGAAAUUCAGUUGAGAUUACUGCUGCGCAAUCUCAACAACUCUAAUGCAACAAUGCAACGUUUAAAAAACAAAUACUCACAAUUCAUUGACAACAAAUUUCAUUUUCUGUGUGCAACCAGGAUAUGAAAAAAACAAUAAAAAUGUGGAUGUGAAAAGUGA